GAACCUGGUGGACGAGAACUACGAGAACCAGAGGCGGCUGGAGAAGCUGAUGAUCGAGGAGAAGGUCGCCGAGGAGGCCGAGCGGCGGCGCAAGAAGGGCCUGCAGAAGAAGACCUUUACCCCGCCCAUCUCGGGCUGCCCGUCGGUGUCGCACACGCCCCGCCAGCGCUUCUCCAUUUCCCCGCAGCGCCUCGCGUCCCCGCCCGCGCAGGUGCAGUCCCCCGUGCAGCGGUUCUCCUCGCCGCCGCAGCUGCCGCUGUCGCCGGUGCAGCAGUUCGUGACGCCGCCGCAGGUGACCUCGCCCUCCGCCAAGUUCGCGUCGCCGCCGCCGACCUUCUUCUCGCCGGUGCAGUCCUUCUCGCCGCCGCCGCACCAGACGUCGACGCCCCUGCAGAGCGCCACGGCCUCGGUCUACUCCACGCCCCUCUUCUCGCCCACGCAGUUCGGGCAGGCGACCGCGCCUCCUCAGCAGCCGGGGACGCUCAGCCCCACGCAGCUGACGACGAAGCUGCACCAGCUGCAGUCGCAGGGGCCGCAGAUGAAGUCGCUGAGCCAGACGAGCCUCCAGCAGACCUCCCACAGCACCACCUCCCAGAGCGUCUUCAGCUCCCACUCGACCUCGCAGGUGCCGGCGACCCAGAAGUCCUUCCUGCAGAAGAAGGCGAAGGAGCCUCCCAUGGAGAUACAGGACCCUCAGCUCCUGACGGAGGAACAGAAGAGGAAGCAGCUGCAGCAGCUGAUCCAAGAGAAGCGCCGCCUGGAGGAGCUGAUGAUGGUGGCCAAGAGGAGGGAGUCGGCGAGCGAGAUGCCUCCGCCGCCGCCCAAGGAGCCCUCCGUCGGCCCCCCGGAGGUCACCUCCCCGACCAUGAAGAUGAUCGAGCUGGAGGCGCAGGAGGCGGCGCUCGAGCAGCAGGCCGAGGCAGAGGAGGCGAGCGCCCUCCCUCUGGCGCGCCCCUCGGCCUUCACGCCGUCGACGCUCCUGAAGCAGGAGGCGCUGACGAAGCGCAAGGAGGAGGAGGAGAGGAUCAGGGAGGAGAACCGCCGCCGCGACGAGCAGAUCCGGAGGAUGCAGGAGAAGAACCUGGAGGAGAAGCGCAAGAAGGGCGCCAUCAAGAAGUACGAGAACUUCUCGGUGGACGACAUGCGGCGCGACCGCCACCGCCACCACGACCAGCGGCGCCUCAAGUCGGAGGAGCGGCGCCUGCCCGACGCGUCCGCCGCCGCCGCCGACCGGAGGCGCUCGGCGCAGGACGCGGCCUCCGGCGGCGCCAGCCCGCAGUGGAAGUCCGAGCAGGAGCUGGCGGACAUCGAGAAGAAGAAGCAGGAGGCGAGGCUGAAGAUCGGGGAGCAGAAGAAGCGCGACGAUGCCAGGCACCUGAGGCUACAGAGGAAGCAGUUCGAGGCAAUAGCGAUGCAGGAGAGGAAGAGAGUCGAGGAGAAAAGGAAGCAGGAGGAUAAAAAAAAAUUGCAGGAGCAGUUUAAAAAGGAUCAGCAGAGGAUCCAGGAGGAGAUGAAGAAGAAGGAGGAAUCGAAAAAGCAAGAAGAACGGAGAAAAGAAGAGGAAAAGAGAAUAGAGGAAGAGAAGAGAAUUGCAGAAGAACAGCGGAGACUUGAAGAACAAAGAGCAGAAGAAGCGAGACGCAGAGAGGAAGAGAAGCGUCUUCAGGAACAAAAAAGAAUUGAAGAACAAAAGAGAAAAGAGGAAGAGAGAAGAAUAAAAGAACAGAAAAUACUCGAAGAACAAAAAAGAUUAGAAGAACAAAGGAGAUUGCAGGAACAGAAGCGAUUGGAAGAACAAAGAAAGCGUGAAGAGGAACAAAAGAGAAUAGAAGAACAGAGAAGAUUAGAAGAACAGAAAAGGUUGGAAGAACAAAAGAGAAUAGAAGAACAGCGAAGAUUAGAAGAACAGAGAAGGUUGGAAGAACAAAAAAGGUUGGAAGAACAAAAAAGGUUGGAAGAACAAAGAAGAUUAGAAGAACAAAGAAGAUUAGAAGAACAGAAGAGAUUGGAAGAACAAAGAAGAAUAGAGGAGAAGAAAAGGUUGGAAGAACAAAAGAGAUUAGAGGAACAGAGGAAAUUAGAAGAACAGAAAAGAUUGGAACAAAAAAGAUUAGAAGAACAAAAAAGAUUGGAGGAACAGAGAAGAUUAGAAGAACAAAAGAGGAUAGAAGAACAGAGACGAUUGGAAGAACAAAGAAAAUUAGAAGAACAGAGAAAACUCGAAGAACAAAGGAAGAUGGAGGAAAAGCGAAGAUUGGAAGAGGAGAAGAGGCGAGAAGCGGAAAAGAAGGCGGAAGAACAAAGAAAACUUGAAGAACAGUUGCGCCAAGAAGAGAAGAGAAAGUUAGAAGAACAAGUGAGACUCGCGGAAGAGGAGAGAAAGCGGGAAGAACAAAGGAAGCAGGAGAAGCGCAGAGAGAAGAAGCGCGCAGAGGCCCAGAGGAGGGCGGAGGAGAAGAAGGUCAAGGGCGAGGAGCUGCGGCUGAAGGAGCGCAAGAAGAGCGAGGAGCAGGCGGAGGAGCAGCUGCGGCUGGAGGACAUGCGGCGCCAGGAGGAGGAGCGCAUGCGGCAGGAGGCGCAGGUCUACGAGAACUACCGCCGCCACCUGGAGGAGAAGAAGAAGUCGCAGUUCUACGACUCGGACGACUACGCCUCCGAGUGGGACCUGCCCGACGACGAGGAGGAGGCGGAGGAGGCGCCCAAGGCGUCGCCGCACCAGGAGGAGAAGUUCGAGGAGCUGCAGGCGCAGAGCGAGGAGGAGCUGUACGAGGCGCAGGAGAAGUCCAUCCGCAACCUGGAGCGGCAGAUCCGCAAGCAGAGCGACCGCGAGAAGCGGCGCCGCUCCGAGAAGCAGCAGGGCGCGCGGCGGCCGCAGGCGCAGCAGGCGCAGGAGGCGACGGGGCCGCAGCGCUGGCACUCGGCCAGCACGGGCGACCUGCGGGCGUCGCGCACGCUGCCCGUCACCAAGUUCAGCCCCGACCCCAUGGAGUUCGGCUUCCGCCCCAUCGAGCGCCCGCACGCCAAGCUCUCCAAGUCCACCGGCAACCUCAGCGGCGGCGCGUCGGCGGCGGCGGUGGCGGCGGUGGCGGGCGCGGAGGCGGGCGCGGGAAUAUGCAAAUUAAGUCCCAAAGUUCCCAUUAACAAGACUUUAUUUGAAAAAUCUCCUGAUCCCACUAUCUUCCGGGAGUUACUUCUGGGCUGGGUGUCCAAAGGAGUUUUCUUUUACGGCCUACUAGUACUAGUGCUAGUAAAAGGCCCUUCACUAGUAGUACCAUUACUGGGAGCAAAUGGCAAUGAUUAUAUGAAGUAUGGAAGAUAUGACGUAUUGUGUUAUGAUUUGGAGAAUAUUUUCACAAAUAUUGAUUUUAUAGUAUAAAAACAG
This is a messenger RNA of Penaeus vannamei (Pacific white shrimp), 3382 nucleotides long. Lineage: Eukaryota; Metazoa; Arthropoda; Malacostraca; Decapoda; Penaeidae. The record is from RefSeq and is a predicted model, not a curated record.